Molecule: messenger RNA, 1317 nt
Organism: Symbiodinium natans
Lineage: Eukaryota; Dinophyceae; Suessiales; Symbiodiniaceae
Source: the annotation of a GenBank genome assembly
AUGGCUCAGCGAUUUUGGAGCCGGCUGGGUUUGGGUGCCGCCAAGGCCACGAUGAGAAGAGUCGGCACGGGAGCAUUGCUGGGAACAGGCGCGGCCGCCACAAGCUACCUUUGCGCGAGCCGGCGCGGCCCCUUGCAUCUUGAGAGCUCCGCGGGGCUGGAAGAGCGUGUGCGCCUCCUGGAGACCAAGCUCCGCUCCCUCGAGCUCAGCGACCAAGAGGAGAUGCGGGCUGUGGCAACACUCAAAAUGGCUGCGGCCCAGCAUGGUCUCGAUAUUGCCGGCGGAACCAUUCGCCGGACGUCCUCGCGGUUCUGCCUGGGUGUGGAGCACGGCGACUACAAUGGUACUGAGCUCUUUGGUGUUGGGACCGAUCGAUUCAUCUGGAUGGCGUUUAAGCCGAACGAUUCCGGAAAGAUCCGAGUCUAUAGCCAGAAUUUCCCCGAUGAGGGGGUGGUGGAGUUCACUCCCGGCAAGGUCCCGCCCCCGAAAUCGGCGGAGAUUUCGGAGACCUGGGCCAGGUUCCCCUACGGCGUGGAGCAUGUCUUGCGCCAGAAUGGCAUUGAGACGGGUCGUGGUUUUGAUGCCGUGCUGGUGGGAAACAUCCCCGGCGGCGGAAUGUCCCGUUCCGCUUCCCUGGUCAUCAACCUCAUGCUGACAAUGCUCGAGGUGAACAACAAGAGCUUGCCGGAGGGCGACUUCAGGGUCGUUACGAUGGCGCAGCAGGUGGAGAACGACUACAUCGGAACGCCCUGCGGUAACUUGGACCAGAUCAUGAUCUACUAUGCCAAAACGGGCAUGGGCACGCGCUACGACCCCAAGACCAAGCAGGUCUCCUAUGUGCCUUUGGGCGUCGACACCAACGAGUUCAGAAUAGCGGCUCUGGACACCGGUACAGUCCGUCACGGCUUGGAGAAGACUACUUACGCAGUGCGCGUAAAGGAAUGUUGUGAGUUCGUGGCCCUCCUUCAGAAGAAGGGUUACAAGAUUCAGAGCCUGGGGGACGUGAAGGAUCGGGCCACUUACGAGAAGAUUGUGGCCGAAUGUGGUUCCUCACAUCCAGACCACUGCUUGCGACUGGAGUAUCUCUUUUUCGCACAGGAGAGGUUCGAGGCGAUGGUGAAAGCCUGGGAAGCCGGCAACAUCGACGAGGUGGGCGCAACUUUCCGCCGGGAUGGCAUUGGCCUGCGCGACGAGUAUCAAAUCUCGGGCCCGGAACUGGAGACGAUGGUCAACAUCGCUCGCACUGUCCCCGGCGUGAUUGGCGAGCGCAUGCUUGGGGGUGGCGACAAGGCGCGGUUGAACCAGGAUUCUGCUUAA